Messenger RNA from Epinephelus moara (kelp grouper), 3103 nucleotides. RefSeq names its product adipocyte plasma membrane associated protein (gene apmap). The record is from RefSeq and is a predicted model, not a curated record. Lineage: Eukaryota; Metazoa; Chordata; Actinopteri; Perciformes; Serranidae. The transcript is spliced from 9 exons. Bases 186 to 1433 code for a protein of 415 amino acids. Gene Ontology annotation, molecular function: strictosidine synthase activity. Gene Ontology annotation, biological process: biosynthetic process.
AGUCUCACACCGGAAGCUGUCAGUGGCUCGGUGUAAACACCCCGGUGAGAUGGUGACUGGGUUCUGUCCGGGUUUAGUCCCUCUGUACCCGGGUUAAACGUCAGCACGGUGACCCGCUCCAGCUCCAGACCAACACCUGAUCUGAGCCGAGCCGAGUUGAGCCGAGUGAACCGUCCGAGAGCAGCAUGAAUGAGACGGAGGGGCUCCGGUUCCGGCGGGUGCACCGACCGCAGGUCAUCACCGACGAGCUGCCGGAGCACCGCUACAAAGGAUCCGGCACCUACAGCGGGAAGGUGUUCCAGGUGACUCUGCUCUCUCUGGGUGGCUUCCUGCUUCUUCCUCUCCUGUUCAUCAUCCUCAUCCUGGAGUCUCCCAUCCAGCCUGACGUGUUCAGUCUGAAGGAGCCUCCACUGAUGAAGGGCUGCUGGGAGCCGAACCUGAAGCUCCGAGAGGCCCAGAGACUGUUCGAGGACCAGAUCAUCGGACCCGAGUCCAUCGCCAACAUCGGAGACGUUUUGUUCGCUGGAACAGCUGAUGGGAAAAUCGUGAAGCUGGUCGGUCGAAGAAUUCACACGGUGACGAGACUCGGAAAACUUCCCUGUGGCUCCAGAGAGGAUGAGCCCACCUGUGGGAGGCCGCUGGGGAUCAAGGUGGGACCCAACGGGACUCUGAUUGUGGCUGACGCCUACCUGGGAGUGUUUGAGGUCAACCCCACCACAGGUGAAGCGACUCGGUUGGUGACGGGUGGUCAGGUGGUUGCCGGCAGGAAGCUGUCAUUCAUCAACGACGUGGCGGUGACGCAGGAUGGGAAGAAGGUGUACUUCACCGACUCCAGCAGCAGGUGGCAGCGCAGAGACUACCUGAACCUCAUCAUGGAGGCCACGGCCGACGGACGAGUGUUGGAGUACGACACGGAGAGCCGGGAGCUGACGGUGGUGAUGGAGAACCUUCGAUUCCCAAACGGGCUCCACCUACUGCCUGACGAGGAGUCGGUGCUGGUGGCCGAGACCACCAUGGCUCGGAUACGCAGAGUCCACGUUGCCGGUCUGAACAAAGGUGGGAUGGACACGUUCAUCGACAACCUGCCCGGUUUCCCUGACAACAUCCGCCCGAGCUCGACCGGAGGUUACUGGGUGGCCAUGUCGGCGGUGCGGCCCAACCCCGGCUUCUCCAUGCUGGACUUCCUGUCCCAGAGACCCUGGAUCAAGAAACUCAUCUUCAAGCUCUUCAGUCAGGACGUCCUGGUGAAGUUCGUCCCUCGGUACAGCCUGGUGGCGGAACUCCAUGAAGGUGGCGUCUGCACACGGAGCUUCCACGACCCCAACGGCCUGGUGGCGGCUUACGUCAGUGAAGUCCACGAGCAUGAUGGGAGCCUGUACAUGGGCUCCUUCCGCUCGCCGUACAUCGCCAAACUUGACCUGCGCAAGGUCUAAAGACAAUAAAGACCAAUUGACUGAUGGAUGUACAGACGGACAUGUGUGACUUAGUAAGAAGUCUGAAACCGCGACGUGGUGUUCUUCUUUAACAGUGAUGUCAUGAUGCACCAGGAGGUAAAUGAAAACCUGUCACAGGUGUGUUGUCAGACUCGGGCGGCGGUCAGUCUGGUUAAAGUUCUCGACACACAUGAGAGAUUACCCUGAAAUUCAAACACUGUGUCUCCAGAAGGUGAACCCAAGGGACGCUGCCGACAGGACAGCCUGGUAACCAUAGUGACAGUCUGACAUCAUGUUUGUGUUAGACUUUUUCGUUUUGCGGACAUCAUGGAGCGUGAUCAGGCUGGGUAUGGAAAUUUUAUAUCUUCUUUGGUACUAAAUGUGUCUGUAGCUCAGAGUUUAAAAUCAGGUUCUGAUAACUGACAUCAAAUUUCCGAAACAUGAUUUUGUUGACUUCCUAAUUUAAAUCUUAAUUUAUCCAGUUUUGGUUUUCGCUUGGCGUCUCGUCAGACAUUUAACAGCUGAUUUGGUUCAAUAAAUAAAAUGUGUUGGUGGAAAAACAUGAGUGAGGAAUAAAAAAUGUUUUGAUAUUGACCCUUUCAGGGCUGACAUCACGAUGACAUCACAGUGACAUCAUGUUGUCACCUGGAGGUGCAGCUGCCUCUCCCCCACAGGGCUGUAGGCUCCAUAGGAGUGUUAAAAUGUGUUUGUCUUGUUGUGUUAUUGGGAGCCAGAAUAGAAGGAGUCAUGGCUCAAAACCAGCCGCCACUGCCCGUCAACAAAAACAAAGACAACUAUGGUUAAAUGUGAUAAGACCAAAGGACUGGACGGAGGCCAUCAUCAAAAAUGCUCACAUGUGCAGCGCACACUUCAUAUCAGGUUAGGGAAAAAGUAUUUCCUGUUGUAGGGAUGAAUAAGGUUAUGUGUAUUAAGGGUUAUCAUGUCCACCUCAUCAGAAACUGGGGAGGGAUUAAGAGGAAUAUUGGAUUUCUCUGCAACGCUAACUUUUUAGCACAUUAGCUAACGUUCGCUUCCAGUUUGUGUCAGAGUGCGCUCCCACACUCAGAAUGAGUGUUUCUGAACGCACCACUCACAUCAUCUUCCUCCAUCGUCUAAAACAAGACAACAGAAGUUGUUAGCUAGUGCUAACGUUAGCUAAUGUCUGUGGAGAACUGUUCUGGCUCCAUCUAAGCCCCGCCCACCAAAAAACGUCACACUGUUUACUAACAGUUAAAGGGUCUAUUAGCACUGAAACUCUGGUUGUGUUCGGCAAACAAUUCCGGGCCCUAAAAUAACACUCACCUGGUUAAAAGAAAAAUUCCCACACCAACCAGCCAAAAAAAAAAAGAUAGCUUAAGCUAAUUAACUCGCUCACAAGCUAUUUGGCUGAUUCACCAGUAGGUUAGCUUGCUAGCUUGGUCAUUGUAGCGCUAACUAGCUGCUCCUAGCCAUAAACCUGCAGGCAGACGGGAUGAACUUCCAACAUCAGUGUUUGUUUACCUGUUAAUGUUUUGGGCUCCCAGUCUGCGCUAACCUACAAAGCUAACUGGCUUGGAUAGCACUGUUACUGCUACUAGCUGCCAUUUCUCACCAUAGUAUGUUAGCUAGCCUGAGCCAACAGAUAGUAUCAAAGUUUGUGCCUGUAGUAAAAGAAAUCAUUUUAUCAUUAU